AUGGCGGAUAUUCCAACAAUUAUGCCCGAUGUAGAGAAGCUGGGCUCUCAGCUGGAUAAACUGGAGGAUGCGCUUGAGCCUUUGCUGGGGAAUCUCAGCGAGAUGGCCUCACAGCUGCCAUUGCUGGAUCGGGCCAAGCUGUUUUCUCUGACGGCUUAUGCCAUCGAAUCAUUGCUUUUCUCAUCCAUCAAGAUCCAGGGGGGAGACGCGCAGAAUCACGCCGUCUACGCCGAGCUCAAGCGGAUUCAGCAGUACUUUGCAAAGAUCAAGGCCGCAGAGGAGCCGGAGACCAAGAGGACACUCACUGUCAACCAGGAGGCAGCCGCGCGCAUUCUGAAGGCCGAUCUGAGCGACAACAAGACGCUGAGCGCGAAGCUGGCCGAAAAGAUUGCCGAGGAACGCGCCAAGGCACUGCUCAAAGCCGCAGAGAGCAAGAAGCGCAGCGCUGAAGAGGCUGCUCAGCCCGCCAGCUCAGAACCCAGCGAGUCAUCAGGCCAGAACAAGAAGCCAAAGACAAAGGGCAAGAGCAAGGGCAAGAGCCGA
Messenger RNA from Trichoderma virens Gv29-8, 543 nucleotides. RefSeq lists its product as uncharacterized. The transcript has 3 exons. Lineage: Eukaryota; Fungi; Ascomycota; Sordariomycetes; Hypocreales; Hypocreaceae. Gene Ontology annotation, molecular function: RNA binding; DNA binding. Gene Ontology annotation, cellular component: nucleolus; exosome (RNase complex). The record is from RefSeq and is a predicted model, not a curated record. The annotation marks the transcript as partial. Gene Ontology annotation, biological process: maturation of 5.8S rRNA; regulation of gene expression.